UCCCAGAAGAAAAACAAGCGGGGCGUACAAGUAUGACAACCAAUUGUGGAGCGUGAUGUCAGCUCCGCCCACUAGGUCGAUGGGCAUGGCUGUGUGGAUCCAAAAGUCAGUGGACCGCAACAGUGUCUCCAAAGGCAGUCUCUUUAUGAUCCAUCUGAAGCCUUGGAUUUGUUUCUUCCACAUGGGUUCUCAAUAAUAAAUCUUUUUCGUUGAUUCUCGCACAAUCUUUUUUAAUCGAUUUCUGACUCCAAAGCAUACAUUUCACUACAAAAAGACAACUCAGAUUCUCUACAGCAGACAAAACCCAUUACGCCAAGCAAGCCUAAGCCACCUUAUCAUCUUCUUCUUGUUUUGUUUUUAUCUAUGGAGAGAGAGAGAAUCUAAUUCAUAAUUGACAAUCAAGACAGUGGUUUCAUUAGCUCUUUUCUGGGGCUUAUGUUCAUAGUUUUUGAGAGAGAGAGAAAGAUUAAUAGAGACUGCGAUCUGUUAUUGUACAGCAAAAACUGAGAUUGGAAUACCCUUUUGCAUCCAAAGAAUGGUGGGUAUUUUCUCAAGAUUUUCUGUUGGUAGAGUUGGGCAUAGGCGAACCCAGAGUGCUCUUGAUGAGAGGGAAGUAUUGCCUCCAAAUGCAGACCUUACCAGGGCAGCCACUGGCACUGCUUCUGCUCCUCAUGGGAUUGAAGUAGCAGUAGAGUUUAAGCCAGUUGAGCACCCAACUGAGCCUUUCGACAGUGAUCAACCAAUUCAGUGCCCACUACCUGAACCUUCAAUACUUAAUGAUGGAAGACUAUGGAAGGAGCGAGUAUCUGCAACUGUGAGGAGGAGAGCUGACUUGCCUGUUAUGAAAGAAGGUGGGGCCCUUGAAUCUGAGUCUCCUGGGACAAAGCCGCGGCCAAUCCAGAGCAAUAGAUUGAUCCUACCGUCCAUCAGUGCUCCUGAACAUAAUUUGAUAAAACUACUUGAAGAAUGUAAUGCAUCUGGGAUCUAAAACCUGGUAUUGAUUUCUGAUUGGAAUAUGCAGCUUGACACAAUUUCCAUAUAUAAUUUCACUUCUCACUUCUUUUAUUUUAUAUCCUGGAUUAUCAACCAUUUAGAUAUGUGUAUUUUCCACAUGAUUUAUGGAAAGAAAAAUGGAUAUUGCCCACAA
This is a messenger RNA of Hevea brasiliensis (rubber tree), 1147 nucleotides long. RefSeq lists its product as uncharacterized. NCBI's taxonomy places the organism in Eukaryota, Viridiplantae, Streptophyta, Magnoliopsida, Malpighiales, Euphorbiaceae. The coding region runs from base 536 to 988 and encodes 150 amino acids. The record is from RefSeq and is a predicted model, not a curated record. The transcript is spliced from 3 exons.